UACGCACUGUACCUGGCCAAUGAGGCUAAUAGGACAUACAUCCGAUGCCCGGCCCUACCUCGGCCCCUGAAUGGUGAAAAGUCUGAGAACACGUAUUGGCCAGGUACCAUUGUCAGGUUCUCGUGCGAUGAUGGCUACCGAUUGGUCGGUGACGAAGCGCGCCUUUGCCUCGAGGACGGCCUGUGCGCCAAAGGAUUCAACGAUAGCGUCUGUAAGACAAUAACCGUCGACGAGAGCCCUAACAUAGACGGCACUAAUCCCGUCAACCGACGGGUCUGUCUGUGCAGCGAUACCAAGGAAGGAUACGGCGGAAAUGCAGCGACAGGUGAGUACUUUCCGUAUUGGUUCAGUCCGGGACACGAGUGUAUCCGCAAUGGCAGAGACAGACAGUGCAAAGAGUACUGCCGUAGGAUCGAUAUAAACGACAAAACCAGUGCGUAUGGCCUAUGGGCGGCCGAUGAGAUCCAGGUGCUCAUAACGUUCAUGAAUACCACACAAUAG
This is a messenger RNA of Oppiella nova, 501 nucleotides long. The record is from the annotation of a GenBank genome assembly. NCBI's taxonomy places the organism in Eukaryota, Metazoa, Arthropoda, Arachnida, Sarcoptiformes, Oppiidae.